AUGGCCGCGAGUGCGGGAACACAAAUUUUGAAAUACACUGUACACAAAUGGUCGAGUUUCUCAUACAACUAUGUACCAGAAAACGUGUAUGUAGACAAUCCCAGUGAUCAGUCGUCACGGUGGUCAUCCGAUUCUAACCACCCUCCUCAGUUCUUGCUUUUAAAGCUAGAAAGACCUUCUGUUGUCAAGUCCAUAACCUUUGGUAAAUACGAAAAAACACAUGUGUGCAAUUUGAAGAAAUUCAAAGUAUUUGGUGGCCUGUCUGAAGAUCAUGUUGUGGAGCUUUUAGAAAGUGGCUUGAAGAAUGAUCAUUUGUCGGAGCAGUUUGUGCUGAAAUGUGAAAUUGAAGAGCAUUAUUUUCCCUGUCGAUAUAUCAAAAUUGUGCCAAUACAAGCAUGGGGCCCCAAUUUCAACUUUAGUAUCUGGUACAUAGAGUUACGAGGCACAGACAAGUGGGAUGUAGUAAAACCUUGUAUAAACUGGUUUAAUUCAUAUAGAGAAAAGGAGGCCAUUCGUUUGUGUCUGAAACAUUUCCGACAGCGACAGUUUAUUGAAGCUUACGAUGCCUUACAGAAAAAGACAAAAGUGGAACUAGAACAUCCUAUACUGACAGAGCUCCAUGACAAGUUGGUGAAACAGGGAGACUUUGAUGGGUGUGAGUCUUUAGUAUGGCGAGCCUGUCAAGAGAGACUGUUUGACCAGUACAUAGGUUUACUGGACUAUAAACCAAAAUGGACGCCGAUAGAGCCAAUGACGAAGGUUGGGGAAUUGAUGACAGAAAACCGACCAGGAAUGAGAGGUGGACACCAGAUGUGUGUGGACAUCCUUGCAGAGACUCUAUAUCUGUUUGGGGGAUGGGAUGGAAGUCAAGAUUUGGCAGAUCUGUGGGCAUACAAUAUUCCCGCAAGGACAUGGUCUUGCAUCUGUAAAAGUACAGAGGAGGAGGGUGGUCCCUCAGCAAGGUCAUGCCACAAGAUGUGCCUUGAUCAUGAACGAAAACAGAUAUUUAUUCUUGGGCGUUACCUAGACUCGUCGGUGCGCACGUCAGAUAACCUAAAGAGUGAUUUCUACAUGUAUGACAUAGGGUCAGCCAAAUGGACAAUAAUUACAGAGGAUACUCAUGCAAUGGGAGGACCCAAAUUAAUCUUUGAUCACCAGAUGGUCAUGGAUAUUGAGAGACGCACACUCUUUGUGUUCGGGGGUCGAGUGCUCACAAGUGUUGCUGAAGGAGGCGAGCGGAGUAGUGAGUCGGAGUUUAGUGGAUUAUAUGCAUACCACGUUCCCACUAACACCUGGAAACAAGUGAUGACAGAUUGUACGGAGCUCCGUUCACGUAUUGGACACUCAAUGCUUUUUCAUCCUAAAAGGAGAGUGUUGUAUGUGUUCGCUGGUCAGAGGGCAAAGGAAUACCUAAAUGACUUUUUCUCAUAUAAUGUUGAUACAGGACAGAUUGAGAUCAUAGCAGAUGGAAGUAAGAAGGAGGCUAACUCUUUAGGGGGUAUGCUUACUUAUCCUAACCCCCUCAAUAAUCUCUGGGAUGAAAUGUCUGCUCAUUAUCAUCCUGUGCUGAAAGAGUUCAUCAAAAAAAGUGCGAUACCAGCGGCUGGAUUUACGCAACGUGCCACGAUUGACCCAGACUCAGAUGAAAUACAUGUACUUUCAGGACUUAGUAAAGACAAGGACAAACGAGACAAUGUUAAAAACUCCUUCUGGGUGUAUGAUAUUGGUAAAAAUAAAUGGUCCUGUGUUUACAAGAAUGAGAAUUCUGGACAACAGUACUGGACAAAGAUGCAGCACGUUGAACCAGUGCCACGGUUUGCUCACCAGUUAGUCUAUGAUCAUGUUCACAAGGUACACUACUUGUUUGGUGGGAACCCUGGAAAGGAAAGCUUACCUAAAAUGAGAUUGGACGAUUUCUGGGCAUUAAAGCUAUGCCGACCUACUGCUGAAAAUUUAUUACGGCGAUGCAAAUAUCUGAUCCGGAAGUUUAAAUUCCAAGAAAUGUCAGGAUCUGAUUCCAGAGCUGCAAUGUUAUAUCUUCAAGCCAGUUUAGCUGAAAUCGUAGAUCACAACAACCCAGAGGAACGCAGUGAGUUUCAAUUACUGGCAUCAACAUUGUUCAAGACAGAAGAGGAAGAGGAUGUUUUCAAUGAGAUAGCUGGUGUGGACACCAGUGAACAUUAUCAAUCAAGAACAGAACUUUUUGACAAGUUGGUGUCGUUUUUCCCAGAACAGAUGACCCAACCCAAAGGCAACCUUGUGGACCUUAUCCCAAUGAUGUGAUUACAGAAUUGUUUACCGUCUUGUGUGGAGUUUGAGCCAAAUGUUAAAGAGAGUUAAUCUGAUAUAAGCAUUGAUAUUUCAAAAGUAUCGUCCUUAAUGUGAUUGGUUAAAUCUUUUAAUGAUGUGAUUUAUUAACUCUUUCCAUGUGUACCUGAAAACUGUUAAGACAUUGUUGCUAACAAAUAUUAUGACAUUGUUGCUGACAAAUGUUAAGACAUUGUUGCUGACAAAUGUUAUGACAUUGUUGCUGACAAAUGUUAAGACAUUGUUGCUGACAACUGUUAAGACAUUGUUGCUAACAAAUAUUGUGACAUUGUUGCUGACAAAUGUUAAGACAUUGUUGAGGACAACUGUUAAGACAUUGUUGCUGACAAAUGUUAAGACAUUGUUGAUGACAACUGUUAAGAUGUUGUUGCUGACAGCUUUUAUGACAUUGUUGCUGACAACAACUGUUGAUGAAAAUUGUUUUGACAAUGCAAACAAGUGUAAAAUUUUGUUAAUCUUACAAGCAUUCAUGAGAGCAACAUUUUUUUAGAAUGAUAAAAAAUCUAGAUUGGCAGUAUUCCUAAUCCAUACUUGUUGCUUUGGUAUAUGACAAAAAUUGUUAUGAUAUCUGUAAGAAUAUAAGACAAGUUUCUAUUCAAAUGAUCUAUGUUGGCUGCAUAUUGUUAACAGUAAUAGCUGAGAGAAGUUCAGAGCCGAAACCGGUCACUGAAGCGAUUUCAAAGGUUGAUGUUUAUUUCACUCUGAACACAUAUCAUUCAAAUAUUGAAGCAAGCAAUGAAGAUUUUCACUCAUCAAAAAAGAGGAGGUUUAAUUCUGGUACCUUUCUAAAUGAUGUAAUAUGAGAAUCUGUACAAGGUAGGUUAACGAAAUACUGUUUAGAAUGAAUGCCACCUACAAAAAGUUUUAUUAUCACAUACUGGAUGUUAAUUCCUGAAACCUACAGUAUUAUUGAAAUAUUAUAACAGAGUUGAAAAUUUCAUUUAAGGGUGUAUGUGAUGCGAGAGUAGUGUUACCUCAUGCCUAUUGUUUAAUGAGUAUUCCAUUAAGAGUCUAUGUUGUGCGAGUGUAGUAUUUCAUUAUUUCUGUUGCUUACUGAAUAACUAGUAAAUUAACUUCAAUUAGGCAUUGUUUGAAAUUAUCUGUAAAAAGGCCAGGCAUUUCAGUAGAGAUGCGAAAAGUUUUUUUUUGAGUGUUCUGCAGAUGAGAAGAUUGUUUUUGUAUAUAUUACAAAGAAAAGACAGUUAUGUGAGAUUUUUUUUUUUUUUUUUUUUAGAAAACAUUAAUGAUUAUAAAUGGUUGUUAAAGAAACGUUGUUCACUGCAUAAAUAUAUUUUGAGAUUUUAUGUCAGAAAGGUUACCGUAAAUUUCCGCGUAUAGUGCACACUUUUUCAAGCUAAAACUGUCGUGUCAAAAAGGGUGUGCGCAUUAUACGCAGGAACAUGCCAUUCUUGGGGUUAUUAUUUCCGAGUUCUGCGUCCGCCAUAUUGGAUUACCACCCUUCACAUAGUUAUAUGUAAAAGUCAUCGGUCUUAUAUGAUAGUUUGGAGAUAAAAACAACAGCAACAAAACAAGUAAAAUAAAAUAAAUUUUGAAUGUUUUAAUCAACGGCCAUUCACGCUAGCAUUACGGUGAAUCUAAUUUUUUUUUUCGUUUCGUUUCGUUGAAUAGUGAAUUUCUGCCUCAUUUUGAUAUACAUGGCCUGCACGCGCAGUUCUGUUGUACUGGCAGCGAUACCGGCAUCUCUGUGAUCGCAUACAAAGUUGAACAGCUCUCACUCCAUCUCUGGGUGUUCUGCUGUCGCAUCUAUGUCAGCCCUUCUGGUCAGUGGUUGGGACUUUAGACGUUUUUUUUUUUCUUUCGUGCCUUGAUAUUUCACUCUGGAAUGUCGAAGUGGCGACUGGCGGCACGAAACUCAAGUCUCUCGGUGUAGUCCAUGGUGUUCGCUGUUUCCCCAUGUCGAAGUCGGUGUAAACAAUCUAUAACUAAGUACCUUCGGAUACCGCGGUAGGUACAGAUAUGGGGACAAGGUAUGAUUGAAACUUUUCAGACAGUUAAAACAACAUCGUUUUCUGAGCAAUAGUACACGUUCAGCCGAAGCCGGGUGUCAUCAAUCUCCUCAUACUCAACGUGUUUGUUACCUGUUAAGAACCGUUAAUUAUCCAAUUAGCCAAGCCUUUCAUGCUUGUUAAGUCAGGUACCUGUGUGAAUUUGUUUACAUAAGGUAAUUAAAUAUGUUAGGGUCACGAUGACUGUGGUUUCCUCAUUAUCAAUGGAUCAAACCACAUCAACUGUUUCAUCGCGGUACCAGUAAUCAAUUAAUCUUUCUGUAGAAAAUCUUUUGUUUUGUGGAGGGGGUUCUGACCCCAAAAAAGUACCUGCGCACUAUACCCGAGUGCGCACUAUACCCGAGUGCGCACUAUACCCACAAAUUUACAGUAUUUAACCAAAAUGUUUUCUGACCUUAGUUUUGGUUUCUCUUAGCAAUAACAAAGUUGACACUUAUACCGAAGAAGUUGUGCUGAUACAAGAUACAAAUUUUUCUUUUUUUUCUUCCUUGAGAUACAAUUUACUUUUCACAGUCGGCAACACAAGCCUUUAAACUUUGACAAAAAUAGCAUGGCCUAAAAUAGAAAAUAAAUCACAGCAAUAGAUCGGAGCUUCUUAUUGGUUAUGGAGCACCUAUUCAGUUUUUGCAAAGUAUAUGUGGAGGUCAGACAAGUUGCUCUUAUAAUUUUUAGGUCGCCUGAGCCAAAGGCUCAUGGUGACCUAUUGCCAUCAUGAUUUGUCUGUCGUCGUGCGACGUUAACUUUUCACAUAUUUGACUUCUUCUCAAGAACCACUGUUUGGAUUUUGACCAAACUUGGCACAAAGCAUCCCCAUGGGAAGCCGCUUCAAGUUUGCGAAGAAAAAGGGUACGGCCCCAAAAGGGGCCCCAGGAGGGGGGAAAAGGGGGUAAAAUUAGGUAAAUCUUUAAAAAUCUUCUUCUCAUGAACCAACAGUCAGAUUAAGUUCCUACUUGAUAUUUAGGGUCCUUAUGGCAUGGUCUACAAAGUUUGCGAAUGAAAAAAAAUCGGGUCUAAAACGGCCCCACUAGGGGGCACUCAAAAGGGUCAAAAAGUCAACUUUGACCAAUUUCAACCAAAUGUGGUAGAAAGCAUUCCUUAGUGAAGGACAUAUGAAAUUAUGUUGAAAAAAGUGAUAAUGUCCCAUUUGGUGCCCAUAAGGGGUGUAAAAGGGGCCAUAUGUAAAAACUUCUUUAAAUGACUUCUUCUCAAGAACCAUUGGAUGGAUUUUGACCAAACUUGGCACAAAGCAUCCCAAUGGAAAGCUUCUUCAAGUUUGCGAAGAGAAAGAGUGUGGCCCCAAUGGGGGCCCCAGGAGGGGGGGAAGGGGAAACUUGAUACGAAUGUUCUACACAAGGUCCUGGCAAGUGUUUUAACUUUUUGGGGCGAUUCAAAAUCCAAGAUGGCCACCCUGGCCUCUGUUUGGCUAAGACAUUAUGGACUUCCUCUCAAGAACCAUUGGGUGGGUCAUGUUCUAACUUUGUAUAGAUGUUUUACACAUGGUCCUGCACAAGUGUUGUUACAUUUUUGCAACAUUUUAAAAUCCCCAGAUUAUUGACAAAUAUUCCUCAGGUGACCGUUCAGGCCCCUUGGGCCUCUUGUUGUUGAUAUGUGGCUUAAUUGGGAAAUAUACUUUGCUGUACUCU
Messenger RNA from Ylistrum balloti, 5998 nucleotides. RefSeq names its product muskelin-like. Gene Ontology annotation, molecular function: protein binding. Gene Ontology annotation, cellular component: cytoplasm. NCBI's taxonomy places the organism in Eukaryota, Metazoa, Mollusca, Bivalvia, Pectinida, Pectinidae. The coding region runs from base 1 to 2283 and encodes 760 amino acids. The record is from RefSeq and is a predicted model, not a curated record. The transcript is spliced from 21 exons.